AUGUUAGCUUUGAGCCACUACAACUCCUCAGCCUCCCCGCAGCUCCCUCGUUUCCCCAAUGACAGCGGAGGGAAGGAGGCCAGGGUGGCUGUUUAUGGGCUGUCGCAGCAGGGAAACCUCACCUUUGUGCAGCCCACCACCAGCGGCAUCAUUGUCGUCAUACUGUCUAUGACACUGGGCAUCAUCUCCAACAUCGUGGCUCUCUUCAUCCUGGCCAAUGCCUACUCUCUCCAGCGCAGGCGCACCAAAGCCACAUUCCUCCUGUUUGCUGGUUCCCUGGUGGUCACAGACUUCAUCGGCCAUGUGAUCCCUGGUGCCCUGGUUCUCCGACUCUACCUCUCUGGAGGUGUGCCACCUGAGGACUUCAACGACUCUGAUAGGAUGUGUCAGUUCCUGGGUGGCAGCAUGGUCUUCUUUGGCCUUUGUCCACUCUUUAUGGGCUGUGCCAUGGCGGCUGAGCGCUGCCUGGGUGUCACUAAGCCCCUGCUGCACGCAUCCCUGGUCACCAAAACCCGUACAAAGAUCUGCCUGUCUGUCAUCUGGCUGGCAGCUCUGUGCGUGGCCAUGCUGCCGUGCUUUCAGCUGGGCUCUUACACCUAUCAGGACCCAGGGACCUGGUGUUUCAUUAAGGUGCUCAGUGACACUCAGGAGGUGGAUUUGGCGUUUGUGGCGCUGUUCUCUGGACUGGGUCUGACCUCACUGGCCGUGGCGCUGGUGUGUAACACCCUCAGUGGACUGACGCUGGUGCUCGCUCGGCUCAGGAGGCAGCCCGGCUCACAUCAUUCAGCCAAGUCCCAUGACAUAGAGAUGGUGGUGCAACUGGUCGGCAUCAUGGUCACCUCCUGUAUCUGCUGGAGCCCACUGCUGAUCUUUGGCCUGAUGUCGGUGAUCCGCUCCUACACAGGAUCUAUUGGAGAGGACUUGUCCAGCUACAAAACCCUGAUGGUAAUGGGUGUGAGGCUGGCCACAUGGAACCAGAUUCUCGACCCCUGGGUCUACAUCCUGCUGCGCCGCACUGUCCUCCGCAAAAUCUACCUCAUCGCUAAGUGCCAGGCAGGACUGAGGGGUAAUAUAUUAGGCCGCUGGGAGCCCACCUCGUUUCCCAGCUCAGAGAAGAAGGUCAACCAGGUUUGA
Molecule: messenger RNA, 1134 nt
Organism: Cyclopterus lumpus (lumpfish)
Lineage: Eukaryota; Metazoa; Chordata; Actinopteri; Perciformes; Cyclopteridae
Gene: ptger1a
Product: prostaglandin E receptor 1a (subtype EP1)
Exons: 2
Coding region: 1-1134 (377 amino acids)
Biological process (GO): positive regulation of cytosolic calcium ion concentration; inflammatory response; adenylate cyclase-activating G protein-coupled receptor signaling pathway
Cellular component (GO): plasma membrane
Molecular function (GO): thromboxane receptor activity; prostaglandin E receptor activity
Source: RefSeq, a predicted model, not a curated record